AUGGCUUCAACUAAUCAAGAGCCAGCUCCAGAAUGGAUGUUACCGGAAUUUGAUCCAUCUCUCGUUGAAGUCUCUGAAUUGAAAUCAAUCUUACUACAAAAUCAGAUUUCUCAUUCUUACACUCAAAAAUCAGAUCUCAUUCAGUUAUUUGAAAGGGAGGUCAGACCCUUGAAAGCUGUGCAACCAUCCAGGUCUAGUGAUAAAUUGAAAGAAGAAGAUGAAGCUGAAGAAGGAUUUGAAAUUGAUUAUAUUAUCAAACAAAAGUUUUCACCGGAACUUGGAAAUGAAAAAGAAAUGAAAAGGAAACAAAAAGGAAAAUCAAAAUCAAAAGAACCAGUUUCAAUUAAAUCUGAAGAUUCUUCAUCUGAUGAUCAUGAACCCUUAGCUCUACGUAAAAAAUCAGUCACAAAGAUCAAUUCAAAUCAAAUCAUUAGUACUGCUAGACAAACACGACAAUCAACCAGUUCUCAACGAAAACGACCCAGAAAAUCAAAACCAAAGCCUUCAAAACCCGAAAUUACCUCCAUCAAACAAUCACUAGAAGAUCUCUUACAACAAAAUCCUCAUUAUGAUCCAACCCAAGACCCACUUUUAAAUGCUCAACAAGCCGUCAAUUGGCAAGAAAGUCGAUCAGUUCAUUUCGGAUCAAAAGAAUCAUCAAUUGUCAUCUGGGCUUCAAAAACUAAAAGUUUAGAUGAAUUUGAAAUCUUAUCACUUUGGUAUAUUUUUGAAAAUCAAGGAAUUAAAAGAGUUCAAUUCGGAUCUCCUAGUAAAAAUUUCACUAGUUUGAAAAAUUCCGUUCCUAUUGAAACUGUUAAGGCUCAUCAAGUUGAACGGAUUUUGAUUCAUAGGAAUUUAACAAGUGAGAUUGGGUCUUUGAAAGAGUUGAACAAAUUAGUCAAAUUACAUAAUUAUGUGGCUAUUUUUGAGUUUGGAAACAAUUCAAAUCGAUCUUUAAAUCAUGAAAUCACCAGGAUCCAACCCAUCAUGACCAUGAAUUUAAUACUUGUUCCGAAUUACAACUGUAUCAUGAAGAAUCUCACUCCAACAACUAAUCCAUUCCAAAUCUUUCGAGCUUUACAAAAAGAAAAUCAUCAUUCCCAAUUAUUUUUACAUCCAAUCACGACCAAAUCACUUUGUGAUAAAUACAAAUCCAACAAAUUUAAACCAUCAGAAAAAGAAGCCAUUGAAGAAGUCUUUAAAGAUUUAGAAACCAAUCUUGUUCCAAUCUUCAAAGAAAGUUUGAUCAAUUCAAGUUUUGGAGUCAUGAAGAUUGAGAUUGAAGAUCAAGAAGAUUUCACUGAACUCGAUGAAAUGAAAGGAAUUGUAGACGGAUUGAAUUUACUUAAACAAAUCUCUUAUAAAGAAAUCAGAAGGUUUAUCAUGAUUGUUGAUGAUCAUUCAAGUUGGUUAAAUUGUUUUGAUCAUGCAAAAAUUAAUUUGAUUAGUAGUAUGUUUGAAGUUGAGGUCAUGUCCAUUAGUGAAGCAACCGAACGUUUUGCUUCUUCUUGUGCACUUUUAUGA
This is a messenger RNA of Melampsora larici-populina 98AG31, 1524 nucleotides long. RefSeq lists its product as uncharacterized. NCBI's taxonomy places the organism in Eukaryota, Fungi, Basidiomycota, Pucciniomycetes, Pucciniales, Melampsoraceae. The transcript is spliced from 7 exons. Bases 1 to 1524 code for a protein of 507 amino acids. The record is from RefSeq and is a predicted model, not a curated record.